AUGGAUAAUGCUUCAGGUCCUGCGCAGGCCCCCGGACGUUCCCAGGUGGCGCUCUACCUGCUGGAUCUCAUGCGGCUGCUGAUCUUCUACUGGGCCCUGGCGGCAGACGUGCUGCUGCUCAAGGAGCUGUUUGUGCACGACCACACGGCCGCGGCGGGCGUGGCCACCGCAGCUGCGUCGGCGCACCACGUGCUGAUGUCGCUGCUGCUGAUCGUGCGGCAGGGCUGGCUGGCCGCCGCGGGGCAGGCGUGCGGGUUCAUCCUGACGCUCAACCCCUUUGAGAGCCUGCGGCCCAUCCCUGACGGCCUGCUGGGCCUCGUCAUCAUCAGCGUGGGCUUUGUGGCCUACGUACUCAUCGCCGCUUCGGGCCUGAUCUUUGUGGCCUACUGUGUCGUGUGCUACCUGGUGACGGCGCUGCUCUUCAGCCUGCUCAUACUGGACCUGGCGGCACUGGUGCUCACCGUGGCGCCCGCCAAGAGCAUCUUCAAGUACACGGACCUCGUCUACACAGAGAACUUCAAGUUCAGCCGCCUGGCGCUGCAGGCGGCCCUCCAAUCGGGGCCUCAGCUGCUGCUCAUCGGGUGGCUGGUGUACCGCGGGCUGGACCCGUUGGGCGGGCCCUACGUGGACGUGGACGUGGUCAUCCUCGCGCAGGCGCUGGUGGCCCACCUGGUCAAUGUAUGGGACAAGGCGCUCAUGUUCCGCGGUGCGGCCAGGGCGGCAGGCUCCGGCGCGGCGCGGCACGCGCUGCUGACGCUGGGGCUCAAGGGCUCGUGCCGCGUGGCGCGCCCGGUGCUGGAGGAAAACCUGAACAGGGCGCCUGUCGGCGCGGGGCACGGCGUCCACAUCAGCAGCUCGGAGGAGCCCGAGGACUCCGCCUCCGAUGUGGCGGCCUCCAUGGUGCCAGAGUACCUGACGCCCCUCAACGGCGGCUUGCUGUCGCCCGGCCAGAUGGCCGGCGUCGUCGCGUCCAUCUGCGGGCGCCUCGCCA
Molecule: messenger RNA, 991 nt
Organism: Monoraphidium neglectum
Lineage: Eukaryota; Viridiplantae; Chlorophyta; Chlorophyceae; Sphaeropleales; Selenastraceae
Exons: 9
Source: RefSeq, a predicted model, not a curated record